Molecule: messenger RNA, 4345 nt
Organism: Chelmon rostratus (copperband butterflyfish)
Lineage: Eukaryota; Metazoa; Chordata; Actinopteri; Chaetodontiformes; Chaetodontidae
Product: dual specificity testis-specific protein kinase 2-like
Exons: 11
Coding region: 658-2841 (727 amino acids)
Biological process (GO): protein phosphorylation; actin cytoskeleton organization; positive regulation of stress fiber assembly
Cellular component (GO): nucleus; cytoplasm
Molecular function (GO): ATP binding; protein serine/threonine kinase activity
Source: RefSeq, a predicted model, not a curated record
AUUUCUGGCUACGGUUCACCUCCAACACCCGGAGCGCAUCGACAUUUCCAUCCAGAAAGACGUGAGGAGAGAGGAACCUUUAUGGCAGCUGACUGCUCGGCCCUCCUGCUCUCUCCCGGUGCCGUGCAGGUGCAGCAUCCAUCAUCUCAGCCUCCAACCUAACGGGAUGACGGAGGGAACCGUGCCUCCUCACGCACCGGCACGGUGAGGCGACGUUCAGGGGCUGCAGGAAUUCUUAAAUCGCUGUGGCAGCGACCUCGCAAUUUCAAGUGACUUUGAGGCUUUUUCACUUUUCCUGAGAUGUCCGAGCCCAGUGUGAGGCACAGAGAAGCAAACCUGGAGCAGGCGGGAACUUGGAGUCUUGCUCAGGGACAUAUUGGCAGAAACAUAGAUCCUAUUUCUUCUCUGUUUGUGUGACCCAAGGUGUACUGCAGCCUAUAUCUGGGUGGAAUCUGGAAAGCAGAUGCAAUCCCGGUUGCAAUAUUGUGACUCAGUAGGUCAUCCACAUACCCCACAGAAGAGGCUUUGAUCAUUCUGACACCAUGAUGGUGGGAGCCACCAUCACCUCGUGCCUCAGGACUAUUGUGGUGUAACAGACAUUUUGGUUCCCCUGUGGGAAAGAACAGAGCAUCUGGAGCGUGGUGGUCCACUGGCACCAUGGACUACCACACCGAGUGCUGCUUCUGUGAUCCCGAGGAGGGCACAGACGAGCCGCCGCUCCACAGUAUCCACGCACCCAACCGGAUCCGCCCGUCCUCUUACCGAGCCCUGAGGAGCGCCGUGUCCAGUCUGGCCCGCAUCGACGACUUCUUCUGUGAGAAGAUUGGUUCGGGCUUCUUCUCUGAGGUCUUCAAGGUGCAGCAUCGGAUCACAGGGCAGGUGAUGGCACUGAAAAUGAACACGCUGGCAAGCAACAAAGCCAACAUGCUACGAGAAGUGCAGCUCAUGAACAGGCUUUGCCACCCCAACAUACUCAGGUUUCUUGGGGUUUGUGUGCAUGAAGGUCAGCUCCACGCUCUGACUGAGUAUAUAAAUGGAGGUAACCUGGAGCAGCUCUUGGACAGUGAUCUGUACCUGUCGUGGGGCGUAAGGAUCCGUCUGUCUCUGGAUAUUGCCCGAGGGCUGCAGUACCUGCACAGCAAGGGCAUAUUUCACAGGGACCUCACCUCCAAGAACUGCCUGGUGCGCUGUGAUAACAGCAUGUUCACUGCUGUGGUGGGAGACUUCGGCCUGGCAGAGAAGAUCCCUGAUUACAGUGAUGGAGUCGUGAAGCAGCCUCUGGCCAUUGUGGGCUCCCCCUACUGGAUGGCCCCUGAAGUUCUGAGAGGAGAGCUGUAUGAUGAGAAGGUGGAUGUGUUUGCAUACGGCAUCAUCCUGUGUGAGAUCAUCGCCAGGAUCGAAGCUGAUCCUGACUUUUUACCCAGAACAGAGGACUUUGGUCUUGACGUGGAUGCAUUUGAGAACAUGGUUGGGGAUUGUCCACCUGCAUUCUUUAGCCUUGCUGUCACUUGCUGUAAUAUGAGUGCGGAGAGGCGUCCCUCAUUCUCUGACAUCGUCUUCACAUUGGAGGGCAUGGACAGAGAAGAAGAGGAAGAAAACCCCAUUGCACUUGAGCCAGUGGCGGCAGAUGUCAGCCCAUACCGGCACCGCAACUCUCCUUGUCACCCCAGUGACCACAGCCAGCAGCGGCAAGGCUUGGCGAGGAGCCAGUCGGACAUGUUGCCCCCGGCUACCCUGACCCCUCCUCUCCUUGGGACGCCUGCACGCCUCAACCCCUUCUCCCUUAGACAGGACCUGAAUGGGGGGCGGUGUAAACUCUUAGACACGCCCAGCAAGUCUGUCAUCUCCCUGACCUUCACCCUCCCAGCGCUCCGAGACCCUUGUGCCUCCCCCCACCUUCACAGAGGGAUGCCGGGGACACGCGCACUACCGAGGAGAUGUCAGUCCCUCCCCUGCACCCCAGAGCUCAGCCGGACUGUAGCUUUGUCAAGAGACACAGAGGCGGAGGAAAAGGAUGAGGACGUCCGAGUGGCGGUGAUUAAUGGAGGGACAGAGGACAAUAUGGAGGACAAUGUGAGGAAGAAGACAGGUGUGUUAGAAAAGGUGGAUGAAAGACUGCAGGUAGAGCAUAUGGAGAUAACUGAAAAGAGAGAAUUGUUAAAGGAAGAGGAUGGGAUGGGUGACGAUUCAGGUCUUCCUGUUGAGCUGGAGAUGGUGUCACUGGAGCGCUUAGAGGAGGAGGAGGAGGAGAGUGUAUGUCUAACAGAACCAAUGGACUGCACCAAGUCUCCAGAGCCAGCAGAGGGACUCUUGAACUCCACUCCUGGAAGACCCAUGUUCACCUCUACAUCCUCCUCCACCUUACAGACCAAUGGCUGGCGACUCCCCAUCUCCAAUGGACCGCCCUCCUUGCCUCCUCUGCCACGACUGGACAACAACAACGGCUCAGCCCUUGUGAUUGGCCAGCAGGUCCAGUGGGGUGCAGGAGGGCGAGCUAAUGGUUACAACGGAGCCCAGGUCCUGUCCUCUGAUCCUGGCGGCCCUUCUGAGCAGGAUGAGGUCAUUUCUUGUCCGGGCUGCUGUCUGGUGGGUCUGAGUUUCCCCUCAGUGUGCCUCCGUGGUUCAGCUGCCAUGCCUACACCCCGUCGAAGGGCUUCGUUACCACGGCAGCGGCCCUACCGGAACCUCAACGGUCCCAUAACUGGUGGCAGCGCUUCCUCAUCAACAACAGCCGCCACAGCAACCAAAGCUCUACUGUGUCGCAGCACAAAUGGACUAGCAGUGGCUGGGCCCUCUGUGCCAUGUGAGCCUGGCCGGUCCCUGCCGGAGGCCCAGACAUAAGCCAGCUCAGAGGGGAUCUGGUUUUGAACUUGCGACAUGCACCAGCACUAAACAUUAGCAGCCAAGCAAAGCAACACUAAAUGUUGCUGUGCUAAUACUGAGACCCAAAUACUGACCCCUGCAUCUGAGAUGUGUUGUUAAUUCUGUGCAGUCACAGCAAGCAGUCGUAGUUGGUUAAUAAGAGCGCCACCUGGUGGGCUGGAGGAUUGAAUGCAACAAAUCACUGUGACAGUGAAGAUCAUGGAGGUGUACAGGAAGAGGUGGCCAAGGUGUCCUGAACCAGACAGGGUUCAAACAAUGUGGACUGAGCAGGGCUAUGAACUGAACACUGAACGGUCAGGGUCAACAACACAUCACUGCUGCUGGAAUGGUGCUGAUCCAAACUGAGCAGCUAGUCUGGCUUACGCCCUGUCUCUACUGAACCAAAUCAAGCUGAGACUGUCUGUACUCAACUAGCCUCAAUUCUGGAGGCUGUCAUGGAAAUAUAGUGUGUGGCUAAUUUAACAAGUGAUUUUAUUACAAAUUGGGUCUUAUUUUUGUAGUUAUGGCUGUGUUUUCAAUCGGUAAUAAUAAUAUUGUACUCACCUCGUUAAUUGCAAGAGAUCUUUGAACAUGGUGACAUGACUAAAAAGGAGUCAGAUAUGGUGGGAAAUAUCCAUGUUAGUGAUUUGGAAGAGAAGAUGCUGGGCGGUAAAAUACGUUCGUCACACUUUACAGACAGAGUUCCUGCUUUGACUUCUUCCCUCUUCUUUUGUGUUACAUGGCAGCUCUGCCUCUGUGCUGCUGAAGUACUGUUGAGUGAACACAGAAAAUGACAGAUGUGAAUGGUGUUUACUUCAGCCAGCACAGUGUGGCUGCAGGUACGUACGCAUAUGAGAAAACACUGUUUUUGAUUCUAUUUAAUUGAUUGACAGUAGCUACAUGGGGACUAUUUAUAAAAUUAAUAAAGAUGAUUUACUUCCUGCUUUUUUCAUAGCAGUUGGUGUGUGUGUGUGUGUGUGUGUGUGUGUGAGAGAGAGAUAGAGAGAGAGAGAGAGAGACUGAUAUCUGUUGCUAAUGAAAGAAUCUUUUCCUGGGCUUGUCAUGUAAAUUCUUUAUUUUUGCACUACAGUUUGGAGCACUUUGCAGUAAGACACCAGGCUUUUACUAGACGGUGCUUUAUUUAAAUAUGUGCUACUGGUGUUUUAUAUGUGUCUGUGCUUCUGGCCCAACAAACCACAGAGCUUUCACCCUUUGACAUCUACCCCCCCUCACAUGUAUCUUGUGUAUUUACAUAUACAUUUUGAUUUCACUAUUGUAACUUAAAAAGUGGCAUGUGAAGCAGGUAUGAAUAUUUAUUGUACAGAUCAUUCCACACACUGUGUGUGUACAGUAUGUGCUUUUGAGCAAAAGGCAGAGUGAUGGACACUCACAGGAUAACUUUUAUCCUAUCAUUUCUGAUGUUAAACCAUGGUUCUCGCUUCUUUUCUGUUUUUGUUCUGUUCUUCUAUACAGCUAGAAACCU